Cordyceps fumosorosea ARSEF 2679 is the source of this 780-nucleotide messenger RNA. RefSeq names its product FAD dependent sulfhydryl oxidase Erv2. The record is from RefSeq and is a predicted model, not a curated record. The transcript is spliced from 2 exons. Gene Ontology annotation, molecular function: flavin-dependent sulfhydryl oxidase activity; flavin adenine dinucleotide binding. The coding region runs from base 1 to 780 and encodes 259 amino acids. Gene Ontology annotation, cellular component: mitochondrion. Lineage: Eukaryota; Fungi; Ascomycota; Sordariomycetes; Hypocreales; Cordycipitaceae.
AUGGCCCGGCGACAGCACCUCACGCUUUCCCUUCUUCUGAUCGUCUUCUUGUUCCUCAGCGUGUCCUACUUUUUUACCUCGGCGCCGGCCGCAGCGCGAGACCGCGCCGCCCAGUUCGUUGGCGGCGCCGUCACCCCGAAGCAGCAGCAGCAGCAGCAGCAGCAGCCGAAAGAGAAACCGCUGAAAGAGAAACCGACGCAGGCGUCGAAAACGACCGACAGCGACGAUGCCCAAAUAGUCAAGGACACCGCCUCACCCUCGGCCACCACGCCGUCCCCCAGCGGCGGCUUCAGCAUCGACGUCGACUCGCUACCGUCCCUCGACGGCGACUCAAUAGCGCCAACGUUGGAGAACGCAACGCUCAAGGCCGAACUCGGACAAGCGACCUGGCGGUUCCUGCACACCAUGGCCGCCCGCUUCCCCGACAAGCCGACCAAGGACGAGCGCACCACGUUCGAGCAGUUCAUGCACCUCUUCGGUCGCCUCUACCCGUGCGGCGACUGCGCCCGCCACUUUCGCAGCAUCCUCGCCGAGUACCCGCCGCAGUCCGGCUCGCGCAGCGCCGCCGCCGGCUGGCUCUGCUUCGCCCACAACCUCGUCAACAAGCGCCUCGAGAAGCCCGAGUUUGACUGCACCAAGAUUGGCGACUUUUACGACUGCGGCUGCGCCGACGACGACAAGAAGAAGAAGAAGGGCGAGGACGACGCAGCGGCGGGCGACGAAGCAAAGAAGACGAGUAAGAAGGAGAAGGACAAGGCGGACGGCGACAAGAAAGAGUAG